This is a messenger RNA of Salvia hispanica, 1252 nucleotides long. Its product is annotated as 3-oxoacyl-[acyl-carrier-protein] reductase 4-like. Lineage: Eukaryota; Viridiplantae; Streptophyta; Magnoliopsida; Lamiales; Lamiaceae. Gene Ontology annotation, biological process: fatty acid biosynthetic process. Gene Ontology annotation, molecular function: NAD binding; 3-oxoacyl-[acyl-carrier-protein] reductase (NADPH) activity. The record is from RefSeq and is a predicted model, not a curated record.
UUAUCCAAACCGGAACAAUUAUUCCACCUAACAAAGAAGCGUUGAAUUCAGCGGCCACUCGACUCUGAGUCUCUGAAACUGACACUGCCACCGCAAAAUCACUCCGACGUCUCAUUUCGCCGGUGGCGAAUAUCUCUCCGUCUUCUCCAUUUCCAGCUUCCUCGGAGCUCUCCGGAGAUGGAUGCUGCUGCCGUGGCUGGAUCGGCCGUCGCCGUUUUCAAGUCCGCCGGAGUUUCACUGAAGAAACUAGCCAAUUUCCGGGAUGUAUCGUCGCCGUCUCCAGUGAAGUUCCCCGAUUCUCUCAAAUUUCAGCACCGAUCCGCUAGAUCCUUCUCGUCGGGCAUAAGGGCAGCAGCUUCAACAAUUGAAAAUAUUGGAACUGAAGCAGCACAGAAUGUGGAAUCUCCUGUUGUAGUUGUCACGGGAGCAUCCAGAGGCAUUGGCAAGGCAAUUGCUCUGGCUUUGGGGAAAUCUGGUUGCAAGGUUCUGGUUAAUUAUGCGAGGUCAUCCAAGGAGGCAGAAGAAGUUUGCAAAGAGAUAGAAGCAUCUGGUGGGCAGGCUCUUACUUUUGGUGGAGAUGUUUCAAAAGAAGCAGAUGUGGAGUCUAUGAUUAAAACUGCAAUUGAUACAUGGGGAACAAUAGAUGUUAUGAUCAAUAAUGCAGGUAUAACGAGAGACACAUUAUUGAUGAGAAUGAAGAAAUCUCAGUGGCAGGAGGUCAUUGAUCUAAAUCUCACUGGAGUUUUCCUCUGCACGCAGGCUGCUGCUAAAGUAAUGAUGAGGAAGAGAAAAGGAAGAAUUAUUAAUAUCUCGUCUGUUGUUGGUCUUGUUGGAAAUGUUGGGCAAGCCAAUUAUAGCGCGGCUAAAGCAGGAGUAAUUGGAUUCACAAAGACAGUCGCCAAAGAGUACUCUAGCAGAAACAUCACUGUAAAUGCAGUUGCUCCCGGAUUCAUAGCCUCCGACAUGACUUCUAAGCUUGCAGAAGAUUUCGAGAAGAAGAUACAAGAGGCCAUCCCAUUGGGACGCUACGGCCAACCAGAAGAAGUUGCUGGGCUAGUGGAGUUCUUGGCACUUAACCCCGCAGCAGCUUACAUCACCGGACAGGUACUAUCCAUUAAUGGAGGAGUGGCCAUGUGAUGUUGAACUUCAUUUCUCCCACAGCAGCUUAUGCAGGAGAAGCUCACUGCUUUUGAACUAAACCGAUUUGAAAGAUAUAGGCAAAGUUUCGAAUCGUCAUGUUUGAUUUUUGCUA